Postia placenta MAD-698-R-SB12 is the source of this 963-nucleotide messenger RNA. RefSeq lists its product as hypothetical. Gene Ontology annotation, cellular component: catalytic step 2 spliceosome. The transcript is spliced from 5 exons. The record is from RefSeq and is a predicted model, not a curated record. NCBI's taxonomy places the organism in Eukaryota, Fungi, Basidiomycota, Agaricomycetes, Polyporales, Adustoporiaceae. The coding region runs from base 1 to 963 and encodes 320 amino acids.
AUGCUGGAUACGUCUCAGCAGCAAUCACAACAAGGUAAUGCUUCAGGCGACGCUAAUGCUACCACCAACGUAGAGGACUCCCAGAAACCAACGCGCAAACGUCUGCGAAUCGACAUGGACGCAACCGCGGACACGUCCGUCCGCAAGCGCGGCAAGUCGAUGUUCGGACUCGUCCUAGGUACACUGAACAAGGCAAAGGAUGAGGAUCGGGCGCGUAACAAUAGCGAGGCGGCCAAAAAGCGGCAGCUCAUUGAGCAGCGGCUGCAAGAGAAGCUACGUAAGGAGACAGAUAAUGUCCGCCGCGCAGAGGAAGCUAAGAAAGACAAGACAAUUGCAAACCGCAAGGAGGAGGACCUCCAACUGAGGGAUUCAAUCCACAAACUACGCCGCACACGCCACCCCAUCCUCGCCCACUUCCUCCUUACGUCCGACGUCAUCCCCGACGUACCGCCUGCUUCCCGCUCACCAUCGCCUUCCCACGACCCAGACGCCCCUCCAUCCUCAGAUUUGCAUUCUGCAAAUGGCAAGGAUACCAUCCUCUUAGGCCCUCAGCGGUCACACCCGCCACCUUUAUAUUAUCUCCCUGCGGUUCUCACUCCCGCACAAGAAGCGUUCAUCAAGAGACGGAAGGAGAAGGUCACAAUCGCCGCAGAGGCAGAAUGGACCUCGUUCGUGUCCGAACGCGCAGCUGGUAUCACCGAGAUCGCGGGCCUACGUGAGCGCGUCGCGGAGGAGGAUGCGCGUACACGGUCUGCUCGCAAAGAGGGCGAGGGCGCGAAGGCGACGUCAGCACAGAACGGCACGGCAGGCGGAGAACAGAGCGAGGAUGUGAAGAUGGAGGCGUCGGAGGACGCGAAGCCGGAGGCACAGGAAGAUGUGAAGACGGAGGCAAAAGAGACUGCGCCAGGCACCGCGGCACAUGUGCCGAUGCAGGCAGACGACGACGACGCGGUUGAAUACUAG